GACAACUUGUAAUUUGCUUGUUGCAAUUUACAACAUUUCACCUUCUCUUCGCAUCUUCUCUCUUUCUUUAUUUUUUUACCAUAUGGACUGUCUUUUUGAUCGACGACGCGAGUCUUCACCACGCUUGCAAUGUGGCUCGCAUCCGAGAGGCGACGUGUAAAUAAUACCUCUUUACUUCUGCUGCUUCUAAUUGCAAGCCAUGCAUUUGGCCAAGUUAAUUCGAGUACCUCGAGUACCUCGACAACCCACGAUGUCGCAAAACCCCUUUCUAGUAUCACUUCAGCCGAACCUACCUGCGAGUUCAGGACCGUGAACUAUAUCACCCAUACUUUACCUCAGCAGUGUCUCACCUCCGGUCCCUCAUCUUUCUCCACUCCCGCAUCCAUUAGCGCCACUGUUACCUCGUCCUCCUCCAUACCCGUCGACUCGACAGCCGGCGCCGAUGAUGCCAUCCAUCACCAGGAGUUAGAUGCUGAUGGAAAUGACCUUAGCACCGGGGCUUUCAUGUCAUUUGAAGAAUGGAAGGCUAUGAUGCUCGAGAAAUCCGGGCAGGACGCAUUAGAGCCGAGGCAGCGCAAGAGCAAAGAAACUCAAGGCGAAGCGGAUCCCGGAGAGGAUUUUGAUAGUCUUGGAGACGAAGGUGAGGUGUCGCUCGACUUCGACGCAUACUCUGAUAAGAUCUCUGAGAUCGCGUCCUCGACAAAACCCUCCCAGAAAGAGAAGGAGAAAGAAAAGCAGGUUGAGAAGGUCAACUACGACGAAGGGCUAGCUCAAGGCUAUCGUAGUAAAGAUGCCGGGAAGACGAGUAAGGAGAGGCUUUCGUAUGCUUCGUUCGACGCUGGCGCGACGGUGAAAAAGGCGAGUCCUGGUGCUAAGAACCCCAAGGCCAUCCUAGUCGAAAACAAGGACUCGUACAUGCUCCUUGAAUGUGCCAUGCAGAACAAGUUUGUUAUUAUCGAGCUGAGCGAUGACAUCCUAGUCGAUACUGUUGUGAUAGCCAAUUUCGAAUUCUUCUCCAGCAUGAUACGCCACUUUCGAGUUAGUGUAAGCGAUCGCUAUCCCGUCAAAUUAGAGAAGUGGAAGGUAUUAGGAAUCUUCGAGGCUCGUAAUUCCAGAGAUAUCCAGCCGUUCCUAGUCGAGAACCCUCAGAUCUGGGCCAAGUAUUUACGAAUCGAGAUUCUGAGCCACUAUGGCAAUGAGUAUUAUUGCCCCAUGUCCCUGCUGCGUGUCCACGGCACACGCAUGCUCGAUUCGUGGAAAGAAGCUGACCCUGCUGAUAUCGAGCCCGAAGAGGACAAGGCAAUAUCUGAGCCCCCUGAGGAGACUGUUGAAGAGACCGAGGUCCCAGUUGAGGAAGUUGAAGUUGCUGCCGAACCCAUCCACCAUGAGGAUCAGGUAAUACAUCUAUAUCCAGAGCAGAGUUGCUUCAUCCCCUACUGGGACAAGCACUAUUUCUACCAUUACUACCCCAAUAACGCAACCUGCGGAGCAACUGGCGCAGACGACUACAUGUCUCAACGCAGCAAGGAAAAUGAGAAGAUAAAAACAGCAGCUAAACCUCAACCCUUGAGGACUGUCGAACAGACAAUUUCAAUUAGCUCAAGCCCUUCUUCAGUAGUGACUCCAACAUCGCCGUCUGCUAGUCAGGUAACGCCGAAGUCGAUCAGAUCUGCGUACCCAAGCAGUUCAAGUCAAACGGCAGCGAGUACGGCUCUCGCGAAUUCCACUGAAUCUACACCUGUCUCCACGCCAUCCCCAGACCCAAGAUCAGCUACUGUAACGCCAACAACUACCACCGCCACAUCUACCACAAUCACAUCUCCAAACCUUUCGAAGACUGCUAGCGUACAGUCACCUCCCAAGAGUAAAACAUCCGCCUCUACUUCUGUUAUAAAACCGCCGUCUUCGAGAGCUGCCGCAUCUAAAAGUCAACCCUCCGGCUCCCCGACCACACCACGCAAUAAAACAACUACGAGCACUUCAUCCGCUGCCCCAGCCCCUACCGUCCAGGACUCAUUCUUCAAGGCGCUUAAUAAACGCAUACAAGCUCUCGAGUCCAACACGACCUUGUCUCUACAGUACAUCGAGUCGCAAUCACGGUUCCUGCGGGAAGCCCUGGCGCGCCUCGAGAAGCGCCAGGUGGCCAAAGUAGACCUGUUCCUCGACACCCUCAACAAGACGGUUUUCGGCGAGCUGCGUGAGGUCCGCGUCCAAUACGAUCAGAUCUGGCAAUCAACCGUCAUCGCCCUCGAGACGCAGCGUGAGCAGUCGGAGCGCGAGAUCGUCGCCCUGUCCUCCCGCCUCGGCGUCCUCGCCGACGAGGUCAUCUUCCAGAAACGCAUGGCUAUCGUCCAGAGCGUCCUCCUCCUAGGCUGCCUCCUCCUCAUCAUCUUCUCCCGCGGCGGCCUCGCCCAAGCCGCCACCGAGUCCUCAUAUUACCCGGCGCAGUUCUUCGGCGGCGGCGGCGGCGGCGGCGGUAGUAGUAGGCUCGCCUCCCCGCUCUUCCCGUCUACCCCUAGAACCCACCGUCGCGACGUUACCCCUUUACUUUCCCCCGGCGUCGACAGUCCCGCCCCUAGCACCCCGCAGCGCCACAUCAUAACCCAGACCCCCGAUUCUUCUUCUUCUUCCCUGCACCACCACCAUCGUCCGCGGAGGAUGAGCGGCUCCUCAUCCUCUAGACCAGCUGUUGCCGCUGUUGCCGCUGUUGUUAACGUCAACGUAAAUGACACCCCCGAGUCCACUGUAAGCCAUCGAAUCCCCUCCUCCCCCGAUAGAACCUCGUCGAAGCCCCCUUCGGGCAGCUUCUUCCGCGCCCCUACGCCGCCCGGCGUAGACGCGGGGUACGAUUCGGAGCCGGCCAUGGCGCCGUCUAGGGAGAGGGAGGGGAAAGGAGAAGGGGAGUAUUACUCUGCUGCGGCGGUGGAUAGCGGGAAGAGCACCGCGUUGAGUUACCAGGAAGUGUUGGCUAGGAAGUCGGAGAGGCAGUUGACGCCGUCGUCGGAGACCGACGGUGCCGAAUACAUACCUCCUCCGUUAUCAAGCAGGCCUCCCUUGACGCAUUCUACUUCGGCGCAGAAGCCUUUGCCUACUUUGCCAGAGGAUCCCGAUUAACAUGUAUAAGACUUAAUUAGUUAGAGUUCAAUUAGUAAAGGCCUGGAAGCUAUGAAUAAUGAGACCAUGAUUUAUAAUUUUUUUUUGAAGAAA
Molecule: messenger RNA, 3207 nt
Organism: Daldinia caldariorum
Lineage: Eukaryota; Fungi; Ascomycota; Sordariomycetes; Xylariales; Hypoxylaceae
Product: UNC-like C-terminal-domain-containing protein
Exons: 1
Coding region: 130-3114 (994 amino acids)
Biological process (GO): protein folding in endoplasmic reticulum
Cellular component (GO): membrane; cytoplasm
Source: RefSeq, a predicted model, not a curated record